This is a messenger RNA of Vitis vinifera (wine grape), 1000 nucleotides long. Its product is annotated as protein LURP-one-related 4. The record is from RefSeq and is a predicted model, not a curated record. Lineage: Eukaryota; Viridiplantae; Streptophyta; Magnoliopsida; Vitales; Vitaceae. The transcript is spliced from 3 exons. Bases 1 to 615 code for a protein of 204 amino acids.
AUGGCCAAGGUCCACCCUCAAACAUUUACUGCUGCUCCUCUUUCUCCACCUUCUGAUUCUUGUAUCACUUCAAAGAGAGAAGCAUUCACUAUAUGGAUGAAGUCACUUGUCAUACAAGGAAAUGGAUGCACUGUCUUCAAUUCAGAUGGGGAGAUUGUUUAUAGAAUUGAUAAUUAUGAUAAGAAGUGCAGCAGCGAAGUUUAUCUCAUGGAUCUUCAAGGCAAAGUUCUCUUCACCAUACUUCAAAGGAAACUCCGUGUUUUUGGAAGAUGGGAGGGGUAUAAAAGCAAUGGUUCAAAAGGGAACAAUCAGAAGCCAUGGUUUCAAGUUAGAAAAAAUUGCAGAAUUCUGGGAGGAGGUUCAUCAUGUCAAGUGACUGUGAGGCCUAAUGAAGCUCAAUCAUAUUGCUACAGAAUACAAGGCCUGACUGGUAAAUCAGCAUUCAAGAUAGUAGACAGCCAAGGAGGACUUCUUGCAGAGGUAGAGCAAAAACAAACAUCUUCAGGGGUAGUGUUGGGAGAAGAUGUACUAAACUUGGUGGUGGAGCCCCAUGUUGAUCAUUCCCUUGUCAUGGCUCUUGUGGCAGUAUAUGGACUGAUCCACCAUAGAAUGUGAAACGAAUUUCUGACCAUGAAAUCUGUAAAGCUGAGUCGAGGGCACACGAAGUUCACGAGGGCUAGGGUCACCCAGAGUUUCAUCAACUUCACACUGAGUGAUGGAGAGCGACAACCCUUUGAAAUCACCCCAUGAAGUGUGGCAUGGAGCCGAUGGAAAUAAUAAUAGUUUUGAGGAGAUUUAGGGGUUGAUGUCAAUGAGAAGUAUAGUUUUUGACAACACUUAGCAGCAAGUAUAAGGAAUGGGAAAUUAGAUGGAAUAGUCUGCUAUACAUUUUUGAGAUUUGAUUCGGAAUUUUGCCCAUCUGUACCAUAUUGAAAGAGGGCCUAGAGGGCUCUUACAGCAUUUGUAAAAUUCUCUGUAAAGAAAUUUCUCAUGCCUGGCA